This is a messenger RNA of Sitodiplosis mosellana (orange wheat blossom midge), 2728 nucleotides long. RefSeq names its product RAB6A-GEF complex partner protein 2. Gene Ontology annotation, cellular component: Ric1-Rgp1 guanyl-nucleotide exchange factor complex; Golgi membrane. Gene Ontology annotation, biological process: retrograde transport, endosome to Golgi. The record is from RefSeq and is a predicted model, not a curated record. The transcript is spliced from 5 exons. Bases 135 to 1361 code for a protein of 408 amino acids. NCBI's taxonomy places the organism in Eukaryota, Metazoa, Arthropoda, Insecta, Diptera, Cecidomyiidae.
AAAUACUGAGCUGUCAAACAGCUAUGAUGUUUACUUUGCGUCAAACUCAACAAUGAAACAAAUCUAAUUUACGAACAAUUUUUAUCUUCUUUUUUAUUUAAAUUUUCAAACGGAAUCAACUUAAUGUCGAAAAUAUGAUAGAAAUUACAGCCAAAUUGGUCCAUGAGAAGAAGAAUUUUUUUUUGUGUGGUGAAUUUGUGGAAUGUUUUAUAUCGUUUUCACAUCCAUCGUUGCCUGAAUAUAAAAUUGCUCAGAGCAAUAAACUAGAGAAUUUAGCGUGGGCCACUGCACAAGUGCACUGCUAUUGUUCGUCGGCGAAUGAUGAAAAAUCGAACGAAACCAUGACGAAUAAGAAUGUGGUGAAAGCAGCCAUCGUAACAGCCGAUACUGCGUUAAACACACAACAGGGCCAAGGGAAUGUGGUGCUUGAAACGAAGCCGAAGAUUUUAUUCUGUGAUUUACGGCUAUCGCCCGGCGAAACGAGAUCAUAUUUGUUCAAAGAAAUCCUGCCAAUGUCUGGUCCGCCCACAUAUCGAGGCACGAGCAUUCGAUAUUUCUAUAAAAUCACGAUUGCAACGCAGAAAGUUGGCGCCAAAGUGCAUGCAUUACACAUGCCAAUUCGAGUAUUGUCACUUCCGACCAUGAUCAAAGUUGAGGAAAUUUCGGCCCUGUGCAAUGACACUUCGGACGAAUUAUCACCGACAAAUCCAUUUCUGGAAAAGCGUCAAAAUCUCGAAACCAAAUUGGAACUGGCAUUACAUCAUUUACAGAAUAUCACAGCCAGACGAAGGCCAAGUUUUUAUAUGAUUUCGAAUAAACGUGGGCGAGUCGGUCGUUUCUGUUUGUUUAAGCAAAAUUUUAAGCUGGGCGAAGAUAUUGUCGGUACUUUGGAUUUCUCUUGCCGUACUGUACGAUGCGUUCAAGUAUCGGUCACAUUGCAAUGCGAGGAAAUUCUUCUUCGACCGGAUGCUGCCAGCACGUCGACUCAACAGCCAACCGAACCAAGUGCGAAUGGAACGGAUAACUCAGUUUUAGCGGGCAAAAUUAUGAACUUCACCAAACAUCACGAAGUGUGUUUGGGUCUUUUGCAAACUCAAGUCAUUCUGCCGGUUCCAUUGCACGUCACACCAACAUUUUCAACCAGUGCCGUCGAUGUACGAUGGCGUUUACAUUUUGAAUUCGUAACAACACAAAGUGACCUCGGCGUCGAAAGUUAUUCGGCAAAUGAUGAAAACAACUGGCAAGCACCACUCGAUAUUGAAAUCGAGACAAUGAUCUGGAAUUUGCCAGUAACACUCUAUCCGACGGCACCGAUGCAAUCGUUACAGCAACCAGCCAAAUAUACAGCAACAAUUAAGUGAAUCAUAAGGCAAAAAUUUCAAUUCAAAAAAAAAAAAACAUAAACAUAAAAAUUUUCAGACGAUAUACCGAUUAUUCCAAACAAAUGCGAGUGGCAGAAAAUAGCUGAACAAAGCAAUAAAAUCAUAACAACGAUAACCAUACCGAAUUGGUAAGCGUGUUUUUUUCCGUCUUUUCUUUUCUCCAUUUAGCUACGCGAGAUUGACAUUCACAGCAUAACGGCAUAUUCUUUUUGCAUCUUUCUAUUCUGAGUUUCAUAAAAAUGUGCGUGUCGAGUCGCAAGCACUUUUACUCUCGCUUUUAGUUGAUCGGAGAACGUGGUGUGUUGUGUACAACAGUCUCAGUACAUUUUAGUAUAGUGGUUUUUGUCAGUUAAAUUUGUAUUAGUUUUCAAGUCAUGUCAAAUAAACGAUCAGCUCGAACGAAAAAUAUUGAUGCAAUAAUAAAAUCACCGCGAAAAAGAGCCAACAAUCAAAUUGAUUCGGAUUUUGAAUCACAUCAUUCAAAACGACGACGUUUGGAUAAAAAUGCAAACGAACGGAUACUAUGCUUACCCAUCGAUAAGCGUCAUUUUUAUCACAUCCAAAGUCUUAACGCAUUUUUGAUUGAAAACAACAAUGUGGCCGAUGACAGUGGCGACGAUGAUGAAUACAAAUCAUUAUAUCGGCAAAUUCAUCAAGUGGAAAUAAACCGACGGCGAUUUUUGAGCAAAGGUGAAAAAGAAAUGAUCAAUUUAUGGAAUACGUUCAUUGAGAGCGAACCGUGCUUUGGGCUCAAACACAUGCGGGUCAUUUGUCAUCGUUUCGUUGAUGCACACAUUCGUGAUAUUGUGCAAAAAAAGUUGUAUGCCCAUUGGUUGCGGCAUUUGUGUCUUUUGAACGAAGCUGGUUUGCUGCUACCAACCGAAUAUUUGAGUGUGGUGCAGCACAUACAAAGCUGUAUGGGCUUGGGAAUCGAAGCAUUCAAUGGCAUCGUGGAAGCGCAGAAACGGAAGAAGACGGAACAAACGAAGAAGAAGAAGCGAUCAAGAUCAUCGACGAAUAGCGACGCAUCGGAUGCAGAGCCAAAGCAAAAACGCUACCUUACUCGUUCUAUCAAAUCAACCGCACUCGGCUGACAGUUCUCAGUCGCACCAUUUGCAGCAGUAGCAGCAGCAGCAGCAACAACAACAACAACGAUGCAUUCAAUCAAUUAUAUAUUUAGAAGUUUUGUAUUAUCAAUUGUUAUAUUCAGAGAAAGCAUGUUUUUUUAUGACGAUAAACCGUCACAGUUCUUCAAGUGCCUUAUUUUCGUUGUUAAAGCUCAACCUGUCUAAUAGAGUUAUCGAAUUUAUAAAUAAAACCAAAUCUCAAUCAUUUUUUUCUUCAAA